This is a messenger RNA of Gaeumannomyces tritici R3-111a-1, 2128 nucleotides long. RefSeq names its product sugar transporter STL1. Lineage: Eukaryota; Fungi; Ascomycota; Sordariomycetes; Magnaporthales; Magnaporthaceae. Gene Ontology annotation, cellular component: membrane. The transcript has 3 exons. Gene Ontology annotation, molecular function: carbohydrate:proton symporter activity. Bases 319 to 1896 code for a protein of 525 amino acids. Gene Ontology annotation, biological process: transmembrane transport; carbohydrate transport. The record is from RefSeq and is a predicted model, not a curated record.
UUGUACCCCAAGUCCCCAACCACCGCCUCUCGAAGCUACUGCGACGCCACGAUCCACCCCGUGGGGUGCUCGGGGUCUCCCCAAACCUGCUGUUCCCCGGACCGGAACCAUUUGAGAUGUGCUUUCUGGGGCUGCCACGAAUCGGUCGAGGUUCGGGAUGCGAACCUUCGUAUAAAGGUUUGGGGCGCCCCAAGCCAUCGCUGAUCUCUGUACUCCCCCCAGUCCAGGGUUCGAUCUUCUUCGGCCUACACGCUGCCAGUCACAAGUAAGACCGGGCCCCUUGGACGCGUAUCAAACUCGAGAUAGCCCGUAGCCAAGAUGACUGUCGCUACGACCGGCGUGAGCAAGAGCUACUUCGGUGGCCUGACGGGCCACCGCCUGGCGGUGCUCCAGACGGCCCUCAUCACCGCGCCGUCCUUCAUCCUCUUCGGUUACAAUCAGGCCGGUCUCGGUGGCCUGAUCGGGCUCAAAGACUGGGAGCGCACCUUUCCCGAGAUCGACACCACCCACCACAAGGAGUCAUCCGUGUCGACGCUCAAGGGCUUCGUCGUCGCCACCUUCGUCAUCGGCGCCCUCUUCGGCUCGCUCCUGUGCUCCUACACGGGCGACAAGUUUGGCCGCCGUCACGUCAUCUUCUUCGCCGGUCUCUGCACCCUCGUCGGCGAGGUCCUCGAGUGCGCCGCCUUCGGUCUCGCCCAGCUCAUCGUCGGCCGCGUCAUUGUCGGCUUCGGCAUCGGCCAGCUGAGCUCCAUCGUACCAGUCUGGCAGAGCGAGACGAGCGGCGCCAAGAACCGUGGACGCCAUGUCGUGCUCGACGGUGUUUUCAUCUGCCUGGGUUUCGUCCUCGAGAGCUGGAUUAACCUAGGAUUCUUCCAGUUCGGUGACAGCCCCAUCACCUGGCGCCCGCCCAUCGCCAUCGCCAUCCUGUUCUCGCUCAUCCUGUCCGGCUCUGUCUACCUCUUCCCCGAGAGUCCCCGCUGGCUGAUGGCCAAGAACCGCAAGUCCGACGCCGUCGCCGUUCUCUCGGUCCUGCGUGGCCUCCCCCAGGACUCGAUCGAGGUGCAGGCUGAGAUCUCAGGUAUCGAGCUGUCGCUCGAGGACGUCACGGGCAAGGACGCCAAGCUGUCCGAGAUGCUCAGCCCCAAGAACGAGGACAAGCUGCUGUACCGCUUCGGCCUCUGUAUCCUGCUGCAGUUCUUCCAGCAGAUGUCGGGCACCAACCUGGUCAGCGUCUACGCCACCAUCCUGUUCCAGGACAACCUUGGCAUGAGCCCCCAGCUGGCCCGCGUCCUGACGGGCGGCGCGCUGACGUGGAAGUUCCUCUCGUCGUUCCUCGCCUUCUUCUGCAUCGACCGCUUCGGCCGCCGCGUCUGCUUCAUGAUCUCGGGCGGCGGCAUGGCCGCCUGCAUGGUCGCGCUCGCCGUCGCCACGUCGUUCCCCGAGGACAACCGCGGGGCGCAGAUCAGCGCCGCCUGUUUCCUGUACCUCUUCAACACCUUUGUGCCCAUCGGCUUCCUCGGCGCAAACUUCCUGUACUGCACCGAGGUCGCGCCCGUCCGCCUCCGCAUGGUUAUGACCAGCAUCUCGACGGCUAACCACUGGCUAUGGAACUUUGUCAUCGUCAUGAUCACACCCGUGGCCAUCUCAACCAUCGGCUCCAGGUACUACAUCAUGUACGCCGUUAUCGCGGCCUGCAUCCCCCUGUCCGUCUACUUCCUCUUCCCCGAGACCAUGGGUCGCAACCUGGAGGAGAUCAACCUCAUGUUCCGCGACUCGCCCUCGGUCUGGGCCACCGUCAAGUACGCAAGGAACCGCCCCAUCGGCAUGCCCCAGGAGUUCGACAGGAAGCAGAAGACGGACCACAUUGAGGGCAACGGGGACGAAUCGUCCAAGUAGAUAGCCAGGUGAAGGCGAACACCAUGAUUAAAGGCGGAUUUAACAGAAUGGAGGGAAGCAAGUUGGAUUUUCUAGUUGAUAUAUGUAUAUAGGCUAUCAUCAUAUGACAUGAGAUAAAGCUAUAUGGCCAGCGAUCGCGUGGACCUAGUGUACAACAACAAGCCCGUUAGCCUCCAGCUCGAAACCAAGCUUGUGGUCAUCCGCCACGCGCCGCCGAGUGCGUCUUCGGGCC